AAAUUCCAAAGAAGUGCAUCCUAUAAGGCACAAACCCAAAAAUAAUUUAUUUAGACACAUGUACAACAAUAAAUUUUUAAUUAAAUACACAAAAUAACUAAUUUAUUAAUUAGUACUAACUGUUGAAGUAAGAUUUAUAUUCCAAUCAAUAAUUGAAAAAAUACAGAUUAAAUAAUAAUAAUAAGGUUGAUAAGCAAAGCUAAAUAUUGGAAUCUGAUGGCUAACUGGGUAUCUUCUUUUACCCUUGAAUGACUACAAAAUCAAAGUUCAAGGUGCACCAUCGCUGAACCUCCAUAUUUGAAUAGGUCAAGUGGGCCCACUUUGAGGCCCACCUAGAGUUUCAGCCGAAGAACCAUGUAUAUUUUCUCUUAAAUAAUUAGAUGAUAAAAAGACAAUAAACUCUUGCUAUCACCGCCCUUACCAUGUAAUUUUCAAUGGGUCACACUACCACUUUGGCAUUUGAGCCAUUUGCUAUGUUCUCUUUUCCAUGGCUGAUCAUCAGAAUGACAACAUUUUUGAUAACUCCGUGCCUUUUCUUCUCUUUGCGGUUGGAUCGGCAGCAUUUAUGGUCACACUCUACCACUGCCUGGUAGCCUGCUGGUUCCGGCGUGGCCAAGACAUCACUGGACAACAACCGCAAAGUUCCCGGCCCAACAGACUUAACUCCCUCAACAGUAUUGAUUCAUCCGCGGCCCAACUUAUACCGGCCCAUAAGCAUAAAAAAGGUUUAGGUUUGGUAGGGGAAGAUGGUGCUUGUGCUGUGUGCCUUUGUGAAUUUGAAGAGGGUGAAGAAUUGAGAACUUUACCAGAAUGCAUGCACUCAUUCCACGUACCAUGCAUCGACAUGUGGCUUUAUUCGCAUCCCAACUGUCCUGUUUGUCGGACGGAUGCGGUGCCCUCACUACAUGUGUCUCGGCAUGCAUCGGAUUCCGAUUCUGUUGCAGGUGAGGUUGAGAUAAGCUUGGAUGCAAGAACACUGCAAGACAAUGUUUUGCAAACAAGGAGGGUGUGAUGGUGAAAGGAGGUUGUUUGUAUUAUUUGUUGAGGUUGCUUAAAGAUUAGUCUUAGAGUUUAAUUCUACAAAGUAACUUUAUAUUUGGAUAAUAAAGAAUGUGAUUGUAACCUGUAUAUGUACCACAUUAUUAAUUGUUGAAUAGGCAAAUUGCGUAAGGAAAAUUUUACGUUUAAGGUGUUUAUUGUGUAUUGGAUGCUAUUGAUUCAAAUAAAAGGAAGAUGC
Molecule: messenger RNA, 1237 nt
Organism: Ziziphus jujuba (common jujube)
Lineage: Eukaryota; Viridiplantae; Streptophyta; Magnoliopsida; Rosales; Rhamnaceae
Product: RING-H2 finger protein ATL51
Exons: 1
Coding region: 488-1012 (174 amino acids)
Biological process (GO): protein ubiquitination
Source: RefSeq, a predicted model, not a curated record